CCAAACGCGCACGUGGAACGAAUCGGUGGUAGGGUGCGUACGGGGCGGGGCCGAGGUUGGCACGACAGGAUGUCCCCUAGCAAAUCGUUUUUGGUGGAGAAUCCUUSCGCGUACUUAGGAAUACCGGCAGCACUUAUUGGGUUUCCGAAUGACGUUGUGUGUGACACCCCUUGGUUCUUCCUGGACCCGUAGGAGCUACCGCACAGUAGUACGGGGGGGGAGGGCAAUCCACCCAUCACUCACCGAUCGAGGUGGGGACACGAGAGCGCAUAAGUAACCACCCACACUAUCAAAAAACUCUUCAACACGAAUUGUUUCGUGUUGUUUGUUUGGCAGAAACCGGAGAAGGAAAACAAAAACUGCCAUCCUUUCGUGUUCUACGGAACGCACCGUAGCGUCUCGUACCGUACACAACGAGGCGGAUAGGAAAAACUCCUCAAGCUGCCAAAAGGCACGACAAGCAAGCAAGCAAGACAAAAAAAAAAGAACAAGACAAGACAAGACCAGCCCCCCCCUCCUUGCUCGCCGAAAACAAAUUUUGGAUUUCGACAYCCACCGGAUACGUCACGGCACCGCAAUCAAGGCACCCUUCCGUCUCGCAUUCCCUUCCCUUUUCUCUCCCGUUCCUCGGCCUUCCACAACGCGCAGAACAAGGCAAAGCCUAACUAUUAUCGUCGAAGCGAUCUGUUCCGCUCGCCGUUUCCGCCASUUGUUUCUCUAUAGAAGCCCUUCUUCCAGAACAAACACGUCCCCGUGUCUCUCUUUGUUCUGAUUCCGACACAGAACAAUCCAUCAAGCUGGACAAAAAAGAAGUUUGWGAGCAGAGCUGUCAACACAAGAAGGAACCACAGUACUUGUGUACCUCGUACGUCGAAUCAACCGACGCCAGCAAUUGCCAACAAUCCAAUUCAAUCCAAUCCAAACCAAACGAAAACGAAAACGAAAACACAACCCAACGAAUCGAAACCGAGACAAUCGUCAUCAAUUCUCCGCUUGUUCUCAUUUCGUCCUCGUUUUCCUUCCAUUUCCAUUACAGCGUGCCGAUAGUUUUGRAUCGGCCCACCACCGGAACGGAAGUUUGAAGAACACGGCAUCGUCCAUCCAGUCGCAAAGAACACGAAGAAGAGCAAACGGCAGCGCGGAAGAGAAGAGAAGAGAAGCACAUCGCGGUCUCCAUUGCAAGCCAUCCCAUAGCAAUCUCGUAGCAAUCCAAUCCCAGUCCCAAUCUCUUACACACACACACACACUACACAGUCACACUACACACCACAGCCAUGCCACCGAACCGAUCCGAAACACCGGCGGCUCCGAGCAGCGCCUUUGAGCUCCAGGCCAAGGCCGACGAGUGGAUGGAGGUCACCCCCACCGAGGAACUCCUCCGGGCCGAGCUCGGGCGCCUCCAGGCCGCCUUUUCCAAGUGCUCCCACCAGCUGGAGAGCUCCCGCCUGGAGAACGACCUGCUGAAGGACCGGUCGGCCGCCCAGGAGAAGGAGACCUCCGACCUCAAGCAGGCCCUCGAGGAAGAAAAGGCGAGKGCCAAGAASGCCCUCUCGGAGGCCCUGGCCCACCACAAGCGCACCCGCACCGAACUGGAAGAGACCCUGGAGGAGAAAAAGGCCGCGGAGGCCAGGGCGGAGGCUUCUUCUGCCGCCCUGGAAGACCGGCUCUCGCAGGCCAACCGGGAGAAGGAAGCCCUCGAGGAAAAGCUCGCCGGAGCCACCAAGGCACUGAGCACCUGCACCAAGACGAUCACCCGGAUGCAGACCGARGCGGCAGCCGCGAAAGCCGCUGCCGAGAAGCACGCCGAAACCAUCUCCCAACGGGCCAAGCAGGCCCUCUCCCGGUCCAAAGAAGACAUCUCCAUCCACAAGAACCAGGCCGUCCGCUUCGCCGAGGACCUCCGCCGGGUCCGCGAAUCGCACUCGGAAACCAAAAAGGCCCUCUCGGCUUCCAGGGAAGAAACCGCCCUGCAGACCAAGAAACGCAAACAGGCAGAGGCCACCACCCAGACCAUUGCGGUCCUGGCCGAGUCUCUCAAGGCCAAGAUCGCCAGCCUGGAGGGAAGCCUGGUGGUGGAGGCCAAGCGCUCCGAAAAGACCAAACAGGAMCUGGAGGACCGCUGCGGGGCCCUCUCGGCCGAGCUGAAACUCCGCCGGUCCGACCUGGAGGAACUCGGGGCCUCCCACGAGAAACUCCGUUCCGAGCUGACCGAGGCGGAGGCCGACCUCCGGGGCCGGUCCGUCGAGGCCGCCUCGCAAAAGGCCAGGGCGGARGCGACGGAGUCCUGCCACCAGGGCCUCCUCGAGCGCCAGGCGGAGCUGGAAGACGASCUCGAGGAGGUCCGGGACGAGCUGGACCGGGCCCACUCGGACGUCCACUCCACCAGGGCCGAGCUCGAGGAGACCCAGCGGCAGACGGCCACCCUCCGGGAGAGCACGGGGGCCCUGCUCAGGCUCCACCUCGAGGACCAGAGAAAGSAAUACGAGGCCAGGCUGCACCACCUCCACUCCAUCCUCGGACUCACCUUUGCCAGGGCGGUCCGGAACGAGGUCGCCGGGGCGGUCCCGGUGGUCCUCGACCACCUGCUGCCGAGGGAGAUGAAGCAGGCGAUCCCCCUCCUGCUCGCGUCGGCCUCGUCGGCGUCCGCGUCCAAGUCGACGGUGCACCGCACCCACCCGGCACAGGCCAAGGCAAAGGCAACGACAAAGGCAAAGGCAAAGGCACGAGCCGUGGACCCCCCGCCGUCCGAAGAAUGCAAGCAGUAAAGAAAGAAAGAACGCAAGCAAGCAAGCAACCCGGCACCCUUUCGUGUGGGCACCACACCGGACCCUACCGGACCCUACCGCAUCACAUCGCACCGUACCACAUCGUACGUGCGGGACCGCAUCCACCCCUUGCCGAGAGGCACGCAAGCACACGCGCACACGCAACACAACUACUACUAUGUAUAUCUACCUACCACCACCUAUCUUCCUAUCUAUCCUAUAGUAUGUUCUUAUAAUCCCACCYCAAACACACCACGCUGCCGCUUCUCGUUGCUUGCUCGUUCCAAACAAAGCAGAGGAGGGCUCGGGUCGAUCGAUCGAUCGAUCGGAUCGGAUCGAUCGAUCCGAGGACCGUUCCUGGCACUUCUGUUGCUAUACUACUAGUUAGUUGUAGUAGAGAACACACCACGAUACCGACGAGAAGCCACCACUAGAACCACACGACAGCGAAAAACACAAAAGGACCAGCUUGCAGUCUCCUUGUCAGAGUCCUAGCAAUGCUCCUGAGAUGUUCUACCGUGCAUACAAGAAUGCUCUURGUACUCAGAUGCGAAUAACCAUAGACUACUUCU
Pseudo-nitzschia multistriata is the source of this 3337-nucleotide messenger RNA. Lineage: Eukaryota; Bacillariophyta; Bacillariophyceae; Bacillariales; Bacillariaceae. The record is from the annotation of a GenBank genome assembly.